GUCACAAAUCACAAUGAAUGUUACAGUUCAUAAUAUUUAUGAAAUUAUCAGAACAUUCAGAACCAAAGGACAAUCAAAAUAUAUAGUUCUAUAAAUUUUGGGUGUAUUAUUCAUGUGCUUUUUAUUCAACAAUCAAAUUAGUGCUUCUGAUGUAUAUUGAAUAAAAAUAAAAUGAUGGUGCUUUACCUUCCUUAAAUCAGUAUAAUGUGUUAAUAAAAUUAAUAAAUAGAAUUUGCACUUGAAGAAUAACAAUGAAUAGUAAAAUUUUAAAUACUUUAGCUAAUGCAAUUGAUCCUAAAGAAGAAAUUAUGAAAAGAGCUGAAACUGGAAAAGUAUUACUCAAUGAACUUUCAAAGUGUACACAAAAUUGUCUCAACCGAUUUGCUGGAAGAUCUGAAUUGGCUACUGAAGAUGAUCUCAGAAUAAUACAGCUGUGUGAAAAAUGGGAAGCCAUAUUAAGACAUGGAAUAAGAACAAAUUUGUCGAACUCAACCAUACAAAGCUUGGUGACUGCAGGUUUAAAUUUUACAUUCAAUAUUGUAAAUAUAGGCAACUCAUUAUGGAGCUAUACAUGUUUGCAUUUGACAAAACAUGAAAAAGAAAGAUUUAAAAUAUUGUCAAACAUAAACACACCCCUUGGAUAUUUUAGAGCAUUCUUAAGGGCUUCCUUAAAUGAAAGAUCAUUUGAAAGAUAUCUGCAAAGCUGGGUGGCGCAUGGCUUAUUAAUGGAAUAUUAUGAAGAAGGGGCUCUUGUGAGAGAUUCUGAAGCUUCCUUGAAACUUCCUAAUAUUGCAUCUGGCUUAUCAUCCAUUCUAUUUGCGUUAUCAAUUGACAGACCUGAGUUGAAUGAAUCACAACAGUCAAGUCAAGUAGAUAAAGUAGAGCAUGUUAUACCACUACCGACACCAGUCAAGUCCUCUGGGAACUUAAAACGGAAACCAUUACGUCAAGUUAUAUCAUUUGAUAAAAAUGAACGGAAGACUCAGAACAUUGAUCAUAGUAAAGAGAUACACUCAAUCAACAGCAAAGAUGAUGCAAUGUGGAACAGUGCACCGGCAACUUGCCUUAAUUCUCCUGAUCCUAAAAUUGUGCCUCAAAUAUCAUCAACAAGUGAACCUGCAAGCUCAGAUUUCAAAAGUGGUUUCAGACAUUUCUUUCCUGAUAGUGUGAAAGGUAUAGAAAGUCCUUCACAAAUUUUAACAAAACUUUCUGAAUGUGCCAAAGAAAUAUUUUCAUCUUCAAACAGUAUAGAAACAAACAAUACUGCUAAAGAUGAUGCGUCAGAAUUGAGUGUUAACAAUUUAAAAAUAUAUGAAAGUGACAGUGAGGAAGUAGCUGGUAGUAUUGAUGGAAGUACAUCGUGCUUGGAACUUUGCUUCACUGAAGAUGAAAGUGCACCAGACGAUAAAUCAUUACUUUCCUUGUUGGAAAAUAAAGAUAAACAAAUUUUGAUGUUACAAAUGAAAUGUAGCCAGUUAGAAGUAGCAAGCAAAGAUAAAUUUCGAAAACUUGAAAAAGUAAUAAUAGAUCUCACCAAAGAAAACGACACGAUAAAGGAGCAGUUACGACAUUACAUGUCCGCUGUGGAUAUGGGCAAAGCUCUAAGGAAUAAUAAUGUUCGGGAGGAAGCAAAUAAUGACAACACUGAUGAAAUAAACCAGUAUGAAAGAAAACUUGUUCAGGUAGCCCAGAUGCAUGCAGAGCUGAUGGAGUUUAACCAGCAUCUGGUGCAGAGGCUACAAGAAUUGGAAAGCACAUGUGCCCUCGAACUAUUAGAUUACCCUGAGUCUAAUGUUAAGGCUCAUAUUCCCAGUGCAUUUUUAGUUGGAAAGAGAACACACUCCUUUCAUGUUUAUCAAAUUUUUCUAAAAGUUGGCAAUGAAGAAUGGAGCGUCUACCAUAGAUAUGCGAAGUUCCACGAACUUCAUACGCAGUUAAAAAAAUGUCAUCCCGAUAUAGCAACAUACAAAUUUCCACCUAAAAAAACCUUAAGAAAACGGGACGCCCAUCUAGUCGAGCAGCGCCGCCUAGCGCUCCAGGCGUACCUGCGGCACGUCCUCCUCGUGCUGCCCGAGCUCAGGGAGUGCACCAGCCGGCCGCAGCUCGUCACGCUACUGCCUUUCUUUGGCACCUCCUCGACUUCCAAAGAAAAUGGUGUUCACGACGUCCUCGAUCGACAACACUCAAGUGACUCUGCCUCAUCAUACAAUGUACUUUGAUAUGCGUAUGUCUUGUAUGAAUAUUUCGAAAGAUAAGAAAACUUUUUUUUUUCUAUACAAUAUGGAUCUGUCAACGGUCUCUUGACUAAAUCCAUUCCACGGUAGCAACGCUAGAACACUGUAGAUGUAUUGUUAUGUAAGUGUAAGUAAACAGUAAAUGUACUAAAUACAAUAACCUUUUUAAAAACAUUUAACAUAAUUUCUAUGUAUUUAAUAUCCAGUAUUUUAAAAUUAAUAUAUUGUAAUACUAACUCAAUAUUAGGAAAUCGAAGAUUCAAUAUAAAGUAUGUCCCAUUGAGGUUCAAACUGUUUGUAAAAAGUCCUCAGAGAUAAAGUAAUAUCUCAGUACGCUAGUGCUCCAAAGUCAUCUUGAAUCUAUACUACAAUAUAAUAAGUACAGUUAAAAUUUAUUGUUUUUGUUUUGCAUAUUGAAUAUCAAUCAAAUCACUGUGCGUAACUGCACAUCAUAAUGUAACGUAGCAUCUUACUUUCUAACUAAACAAUUUUUGUUUAAUCUUCAACCGAUUACGAAAAAAUAUAUUUAUGAUUAUGAGAACGAGAAAUUACAUUGUUAAUUAAGUAUUAUUGAAUAAUGUACAAUUGUGAUCGUGUGCAAUAUGAAUAAUUAAUGAACAUAAUAAUUUUAUUUUAUAUAGAAUGCGUUGAAAUACUUUGAAAUAACGCCUACCGCUUUAUGAUCAAUUCCUUUCAUGGAAUAUAUAUUUUUUUAUUCUCAAUGCAUCAAUAUUUGUCGUAUUUUCAUCGGUUUUCACGAGUCGUAGACAUAAUUAAUUAUACUUUUACGGUUUAAUCUCGUGUCUUUUACUGUCAUUAUAUUAUUCCCAAUGUUUCGAGUGCUUUACAUUUUUCGUGAAUAUUUUGGAGACAUCUCCAAAACAAUCCAACAAUC
This is a messenger RNA of Bombyx mandarina (wild silkworm), 3129 nucleotides long. RefSeq names its product sorting nexin-29. Gene Ontology annotation, molecular function: phosphatidylinositol binding. The record is from RefSeq and is a predicted model, not a curated record. Lineage: Eukaryota; Metazoa; Arthropoda; Insecta; Lepidoptera; Bombycidae.